Exophiala viscosa is the source of this 1208-nucleotide messenger RNA. RefSeq lists its product as uncharacterized. Gene Ontology annotation, cellular component: Swr1 complex. Gene Ontology annotation, molecular function: nucleosome binding. The transcript has a single exon. Lineage: Eukaryota; Fungi; Ascomycota; Eurotiomycetes; Chaetothyriales; Herpotrichiellaceae. The record is from RefSeq and is a predicted model, not a curated record. The coding region runs from base 62 to 1057 and encodes 331 amino acids. Gene Ontology annotation, biological process: chromatin remodeling.
CUCGCUUCCACCUUUCCUGCAUCCGAAUCUACAUCCAUUCCAAUUCAACCCGCUUAAUACAAUGCCCCUCAUAGAAGAGCUACCCGUCACCGCAACUACCGCUCGUCCCUCUCACGGCUGGGCAUACAUUCCCGACACCGGCGCCUCCAUCCCUGCAGUCCAACUCGGAUCACGAAAGCGAGGUCGAGAUGGCACUGCCGCAACGGCUCAAGCAGCACACAAGCUCUCCGCAAAGCAAGAGAAGGCAAUACAACAGAGACUAAAUGACUUGGGCAAGGAAAACUUCCGCGAGGCCAACAUUCCCAUACCGAAGCGCGAGGGUGGUAAGGGCAGAGACCGCAAAACAACCCAGAACGUCAGAAGGAUUCUGGCCUACAGCCGGACCUUCCAGCACUAUCUUGCGGACGAAGAAGCCGGCGUCAAUGUCUAUGGAGCAGCAGCCACUGCUGCCGCCGCAGCCGUUCCCACACAUGUGCAAAAGACCGUGGAGUCGAAGAGACGAGGAGCAGUGGCUGCGGCCCCAGCCCAACCAGAGCAGAAAGCAACACCUACACCUCGACGGACAAACACCUCAAAGAAAGCCACACGUACGUCGAUUAAGAGCGAAGCCGACGUGGAAAUGACAGACGCACCGGCACCAGCGCCACCCGCAGAAUCGUCGGAACCAACACCAACGACGUCGCAGCAACUACCCUUGGACCAGACGAAACAGGACCAGCCUGAAGUAUCGUAUGAUCCAGCCCUCGACAAGGACCCUCUCCUCCGCACACGAGACCUGCCCAAAAUGCCCUCCGACCGCGUCAUGCAGGGUCUCCUCGCCGAGCCGCCACUCAGUUAUACCGCGGCACGCGCGAAACCGCUCGAGGGCGCUGACAGUUCGACAUUCGCCAUCCGCACCGGGCGUAACGCGCUCGUCGCGAAGCCGCAGCGCUGGUUCUGCACCGUGUGCGGGUACUGGGGCAAAGUGCGGUGUAAGCGCGGAUGUGGUGAGAGGGUGUGUGGGCUUUUGGAGUGCUGGAAGGCUCACGAGGGUGUUUGUUCGGUGGCUGCGUAUUGAGCCGUCUUUACAGUACGUCCAGACAUGGAUUUUGCUGCGCUUGAGCGACAUGGAUGAUUCUUUACCUUUGAUACCCCAUAUACUGUAUCGUAUGAAAGUGGAAAGCGAUGAUGAAUAGCCGUUGUAGAUCAAUUCAACUUUUUGUGCUCAU